Pocillopora verrucosa is the source of this 5716-nucleotide messenger RNA. The record is from RefSeq and is a predicted model, not a curated record. Lineage: Eukaryota; Metazoa; Cnidaria; Anthozoa; Scleractinia; Pocilloporidae.
AUGAAGAAAUACUUGGUAACUUUCGUGUGGCUUUUGUCUUCUUUGUUUAUCGAUAGGGUGGAAUCGACUGGUACUUUGGACCAAUUAUCAGUUCGAACAGCAACCCCAGGUUCAUCAGGGAGCCCAAGAAGCGAAAUUGAUUUGGAAACAGAUAAGUCUGUCAUUAUUUGUGCUGGUCAGAACAAGUCAUUGGAAUGUUUCUCUCCUGGAUCAACCAUCGCUAUAGAGGAAGCUUUCUGGGGACGCUUGUCAGCCGAAAUAUGCCCUUCGGAGGACGGAGACCCUGUCACGAACUGCCUCAGUGAUCCCACCACCACACCUAUCGUACGGAAUCUGUGCGAUGAUAAGGAAUACUGCGAGAUACCCGCCCGGCACAACAUUCUACAGCCCCCAGGGGUUAAACACUGCCCCGGUGUAAAUAAAUAUUUGGCUGUUAAGUAUACAUGUAUGCCUGAAAAACGAAAAUUUGUGCUGUGCAACGGUGAGACAACUGAGCUUCAGUGCGGUCAGGGAUGGAAGAUACAUAUCAUGUCAGCCUACUGGGGUAGAGAUUCGCCUUCUACUUGCCCUACUCCCCUGGGGAAGUUCUUCACCUGCGCAAACUCAGCAAGCAGCAUUUUAGCUUUGAAGGAGAGAUGUUCUGGAAGGGAGAGUUGCAUUGUAACGGCAGAUGAUAAACAUCUCACUAAAGAUGGAAACCACUGUCCAGGGAUUGACAAGUAUGCUCUGAUCAGCUACAGAUGCCAGCCACCUAGUGAUGUCGUGGCAGAUCUGCCCAACUCAGAUGGCGAAAAGCAGCUGCUUGAAGCAUCACAACAGGACACAGUCAGACCACUACACUCCUUGCUUCAUCUGACACCAAAUGCGAAGACUCCAUUCCCCGCUCAGAGAGUUGGUGAACUAAACUUAAGCAUGUUGCUUCCAGUUCCUCAGUACAAUCAUUCUGAUCAGCUAAAACCAAUUUUCGAUUUUCUCGGAGGACAAAGUGACGGAAAGAGUAAAUCAUUGCUCGGAGAAAAUCUUCCUGUUCCAAAAGAUUCCCGGCCGCUUUUGUCAAACAAAAAGGACACCUCAACUUCAGCAGCUCAAGGUGGCAUUGGAGCUUCUUCACUCGCGAAACACAAGGGUAUAACACUAUCAAGAAAGCUGCCUGUGGCUAACCUCGCUUUGAACUCUGAACCGGGCGUGGGUAAUAGCCAGGAGUCUCCCACAAAAAAACCUGAGGUUAUCUCACGUGUAAAUCCAACUUCCUCCAUGAAGUCAGUAUCAUCUAAUGAAGCGAACGUUCACGAUGUCUUAAAUGCGAUAUCGCCUCUGUCUAAAAAUUCCCCUCCACAAACAUCUUUAGAGUCUUCAAUGAAUCAAUCACCAAACCCGCAAGUCUCUACUACAAUAGAGCCAUUUGAGAGCCUUAUAAAAACUUUUUUGACGAGCAAAUUUGGACAAACGUUGUCGAAAAGUCUACUUGACUCGGGUAGAACCGAGGAUUCUUCAUACAAAAACAUAAUGGCGCAGCAUUUUGGCUCUGCUGUUCAAGCAAGCCCACCUUCAGUCAGUAAGACAUCAACAAACGAACACACGAUCGCAAAUCUCCUAUCCGGCCUGAUACAUCAACCGUCAGGCCAUGGACCAGCAAGAAUUUCGGCCGCAAACAAGGACAAUGAACAGAUAGCCACUAAGGGUAACAACAAAAUGUCCUCUGCGACGAUUUCUAUAGGAAAUAAAGAAUUUUCAUUGGCUGAUUUAUCCAAAGCUUUAAACAACGAUCAGGAGGCUCCAAAUGAAUUACAAGGUACAAAAACAGAAGUUCAGUCAUCAAAAGAGAGUCACAAGCAGCGAACCAAAGAGAAAAUUAGGAAGCUAAAUGAAAAGAUUGCCACACUAGAAACUCUAAGCGAUGCAUUGGAUGCUUUAACAACGCGACUAUCGCCAGAGGAAAGCCAAGGAGAAAACAAGCAGGAAGAAAUCUCGCCCAGCUCAGAGGAACCAGUCUCUUCAGGGCGAGACAGACGUAGAAAGCAUCAUACGCAUCAUCGUCGUCAUCAUCAAAGUUAUGAGUUCACGCAAGACAUGAAUAUGAUAGGAUCCCUCUUAGGUUGGGAUACACCCGAUACAGAGGUAGAGAAGGAAACUCCUCUCGUUCGAAAAAAGGAUGAGGAUUCGAACUCAAUUGAGGGGAUAAAAGGGAAUAAAGGGUUAAGUUCAAAAGACUUACAAACUUUGCAAAGCAAGAUAAAUCAGGCGAUAGAGCUGGCUGAAACUGCAGGAAGAAAGAACGAUUCUAAGAGGCCAACUCCAUCCGCGUUGUUACCGCUCCUUUUAUCGGGAAAGUUAGGUGAAGAUGUUGGGGCACAAACACGAGAAGAAGUAGCAACCAUUCAUUCCAGCCAAGGAUCAUCAAAAGGAUUUCUUCCAGCCACGGACAAGGAGCUGCAAGCGUUGCAAGAUAUUUUAACUAGGCUGAUUGAUAACGCCAUGAGAAAGGGUACAUUGAAGCAGUUAGUGAAACGAUGGGAUAAGAGUGGAGGUCCGUUUGCAGACAUUGCAAGAAACAUAUCAGAAUAUUUAAAGGGAAACAGCAAAAUGAAAAGACCAGUUACACUGCUGGGAGUUGCAAAAAACUUUGCCGGUAAAGGUGCAACAGUUCCAGGUAAUUUGACUUCCCAGUUGUCAAAAGGCGCUGCGGGUCAAAACAGCAGAUUUAACGAUAUCAAAACGUCUGCUCUUUUUACUGAAGCUGUGAACGAACUGCUUGGAGCACUUUCGAAGCGCCAUGGACUACACAGAAGAAAUUCCACGAACCGUUCGUCAUUUGUGUCAACUAAUACUCUCGUUAACUUUAAAGGAGUACUUCUUGGAGGGCGCAUUAACAAGCUCCCACCCCCAGAAGAUCCGCUAGCUGUCAUGGAAAGUAAGGUCCUUGCAGAAAUCUUGAGCGGAAAACAAAACAAAACGCUCGUCAAAAAUUCUUCUGGAGCUAACAAAGCACUGAAUAAAGAUAGCAGCAGAAUUGACCUGACGCACAAUAAUCACACACAACUGGUUCAACAUCCUUUAGGUGAACAGAGUAAACAAAAACUCUCCUUCUCAAGCUAUGAAAAAAAGAAUGUAUCUAAAAGCAUUCGGAAUAACACCUUAAUGGAUUUCAUGAACAGUAUGGAGAUAUCUGAGAGAGCUAAAAGCCUUCCAAAGAAUGCUAAACCUGGUAAUAAACAUUCUAAAGUGAGUCCUCAUAUCGAUGAUUUGAUGACGGUGAUUGCAGCAAGUCUAUUAGAUCUUAAUGAGGUCAAAGAGGGGAACUCUUCAAAACACAAGCCAUUAAUAAAAUACGACGAAAGUGGUAUUGAUAAAUUUCCAAAUGACCAUAAGAUAAGCGACUUUUCUAGUGGAGACGCUAUACUGCAAGCACCCACAGAUCACUCAGCAAAUGUUACCAGCAAUACCAGCAGCAGUAAUCGAUCCAGUGAGCUGAAUAAGUCUACGAAAUUGCCUAUUAAAGUUACUUUGCAACAGAAUAAUACGAAAGACGUUUUACCCAAUGAAAAAGCCAAAGUUACAGCUGGAGGAACCCAGAAAAUUGACUCCGGUGAUCAGACAGUAACGUUAACUUUGGAAACGUUAGAUGACGUUCCCACGCCCUCCCAGCCACCCGAUGAAACGUCAACGAUACAAACCGGAUUACGUAAUAACAAAGUGCCACAUUACCUCAACGUUCAAUCAGUGGUAACACUAGGUAAAAUAAACGCCACUCAUGCGAAAGAUAAAGAGCAUUCCUUUACACAAAGAAUAAUCAAAGAGGAACCAAAGGUGGAAUCUGAUUUUACCGCAGACACAAGGAAGCCUGAAGUAGCUUUGCCAUCAGAUGAUGACGGAAAAUUAACGACCAUCUCGGCUUCCCCUGAGUUAAAUCCUGAAACUGAGGAAAAUACCCAGAAGCCCUCAAACCCAGAUCUUCCCCUAAAUUUGCAAAUGAAUGCCAUAGGUAGAAUAGCAGGAAAUACUGACCAGUCAUCCUUCACACCCGCUGAUCUAUCUGCUGCCUUGACGUCGAUUCCAGAGCUCUCCCCUGGAUCCUUGGCCUCUAACAAUGGCGAGACAAAAUCUUUCGAAGACAAAGUUUUACCAAUAGCCUCAGAUUUAACACUUUCAACCGAUUCUAAAAGUAGAGAAACCGAAAGUAUCGUUUCAAAAGUGUCACCUUCUAAUGAUUACAAUUCUAGCCUUAACAAACCAAGUUCUACUACUAUCACACAAGGAGGCGACACCACACCAACUGCAGCUGAAAUACGAGAAAUAUCAACCUCAAUCAAGGCUUUGUUGAAAGUUCUGAACACCUAUUCAAAGAAGUUAAGACUUGAGGACGAUCAAGGCGAAGAAGCUUCACCGAAGGGCACACUCCCUACAAGUAGCAGCACAGUCAGUAAAAUGAACACUAGUGGUACAAAAGUAAAGGAAGAGGAGCUGAAAAAACCUUGGAAAACAGAGCUUCCCGCAACAAAGUAUACCAGCAACGUAUAUGCAAGCUUUCCUGUCUCAUCACCGACACUACCCAAAUAUGCUGAUAGUGGCGUGUUCGAAAAUAUUCAGGAACAGCCACGUACAGAAGCAAGUAACUUCAAUUGGAAUCCAGCACAAGAGCGCAUGCGUGCCCAAUUACCUUUCGACGUGAGCCCCACGAAGACAAGCUUGGAGCCUCAAAUGGGUGCUGAACAGUGGAGGCCUGGGAACGAAAUGAAUACCAUCGGUGAAGAGCUUAAAGAGUUGAAUUUACCUUCCAUUGAGGAUGACCCCACAGUGCGAGCAGUUCAAAAAAUGGUUGCAGACGAAAAUGCGUUGAUAAGCCAGAAACGAAAAGCGAUUCAAAGGGUCAAGCCUCAGGUUUCUAGUACGGCUAAGAGUCAACCGCCAGGUAGGCUAGGAGUGUUCAGUCGCAAUAAAAUACCGAAACACAGAGGUCAUCCAAGAAAUAGUUCACUUGUGGAAGGUAAAAAGAACCACAAGAAAUUUCCUUCUUUGGAUCAAAGUAACAAGAAAAUGAAGAAGGAUGCAAGAGGCAGGAAAAUCAUCGCAAAGCUGAGCAACGACACGAGUUCUCACCACAACACAUCGAUUGUUGGUAACAUAACAACCCCCCUACCUACCCCACAAAGGAAUGUAACCCACCAAAAUGAUAAAAAAUUCUACGUUAAAAAAGUGAUACGGAAAAACACACACUAUACCAAGACAAUGAGGAACAGAGACGAAAUACCCGGCGAACCCGUCAAUACACAUAGACUUAACGAUUCUGCGUAUGAAUUGCAAGACAAGUGGAAUAUUCAGAAAGGGCCGGUUCACACAAACAUAACUUCUGCUGGAGUGUCUGCGGCUCUGAAAAGUACCAAGCACGGAAAACGAAAAGGGAAAACUUCCGCUGAAGAAAAAAGUUAUGACGGAUCACACCGCACUAAUGUCGUCAGUAAUGUAAAAAGUGUCAAGAAAAUCACAAAAGGAAAACUAAACGUCGCUGUCAUUAAAGGAAUCGCCCCAAAUAUAAAUGGAACUGUUUUAAAACAGAACCACGAUAAACCAUCAAACGUCACAAGCAAAAUAAACUAGCGACUUAAACUUUAAAUCCUUGCACGAGAGAUCAGCCGGGUUACGUCAUAAAUGCAUACUAGGUUAGCCCUUUAACCUCAAAGAGCGCUUGGACACUAAUUUCUCCUUACAGUAUCAGCCU